UUCUAUCGGCUCGUCGACGUUUUUGCUAAGGAAAAUCAGCUAUAAAUUAAUUAAGGAAUCCGUAAUGCCUAGUAGGACCUAGGAGAGAUCUGCAUUUUGCAAUUCACAGUCCGGAGCAUUAGCUUCAGCUCCCAAAAUGUUUCUUCUACACUUAUUGUUUCGUUCCGCCUGUGGAAAAUGGGGGCAGUUUUGUACCUUUGCUUCAAGAUAUUAUGGGUCUUCACCUUCGUCGAAUUAUGCAUUGUGGCGUUCAUAAUGCUUUUGCACAAUACCGACAUGGCAGAGUUGAAGAAGCGCAUUUUACCCACAGGACCAACAGCAUCUCUGAAAGUCAGUUAUCGUCUCAAUCAUGAAAAUGUGGAUAGGAAUAUCGUAGAACUCUCAGAGAGACUCGCGAAGGAGAGACGAGAGGUGAAAAAGAAGUAUUAAUUAUUUUAAGAAGUAUUAAUCUUUCUAUCUCUCGUUUUAACUUGUGCACAUUAAUCCUUGAAUCAAAUAAUUCUUACGUGACAUUGGACAAACCGAUGCCAAUUUCGGGUAAACAACGCAGCUUCAACAAUCCCGAACUGAGAUAAAAAA
Molecule: messenger RNA, 579 nt
Organism: Ooceraea biroi (clonal raider ant)
Lineage: Eukaryota; Metazoa; Arthropoda; Insecta; Hymenoptera; Formicidae
Source: RefSeq, a predicted model, not a curated record